Molecule: messenger RNA, 3687 nt
Organism: Labrus bergylta (ballan wrasse)
Lineage: Eukaryota; Metazoa; Chordata; Actinopteri; Labriformes; Labridae
Gene: nr1d4a
Product: nuclear receptor subfamily 1, group D, member 4a
Biological process (GO): regulation of transcription by RNA polymerase II
Cellular component (GO): nucleus
Molecular function (GO): nuclear receptor activity; RNA polymerase II cis-regulatory region sequence-specific DNA binding; zinc ion binding
Source: RefSeq, a predicted model, not a curated record
CAGAGCGCACAUGUAGCGUGGCUUUACUGAACACAUACCACGCUCGAAUAAGCGCAUCAAAACUCCCCUCAGCCCCAGAUCCCCGCCAAUGAAAAUGCACAAAAGCGUGACGGAGAGAGAGGGAGAGAAAGGACUCCGCGAGAUACAAAGAGUGCGCCAAAUCCCACACAAACGGACACAAGUUGAGCGAGCGGAAAGGCGGUCACAUUUCCUACUCACCUGCAAACGUGAUUGAUGUGGGAGUUUGUAUCAGUGGGUGUGUAUGCCAUGCCUGACGCUCACAGAUACGCUGACUCUACUUUCUUGGAAUUCAUGACAAUCUUUUAAUCUUCGCUCGUGCAGCAUUACACUCAGACACUCAGACGGAGCAGCAGUAUCCAGAACGCAGAAGGCACCCAGGUAUCUUUGAGAACACCAGCCUCUGUAACUCACCUCUGUCAGACCAGAACUGAGCACCGACAGAGACACCAGCCUUCAGUUUCCUGGGAGAAGAAAACAAAACUUUACGCGCACUAGGCACCUCUCCAUCACUGCUUUUCUUUAUUUUCGCUCUAUGGAGCAGGUGUUUUACACAGCGACGAUUCUUCACUUUCUCACCUGCCUGCAAAAGACUUUUGCUCCAAUCUAGUGACUUUAACGGAGGUCUGUCUCUUCAAGUCUGCUAACAGUUAUCGACAUCAAUCAAGAAUGGAUAACAGUCCUGGUGGAGGUGGAGUCAUCCUGUACGCAGGAUCCUCAGGCAGUGCCAGCCCCAGCCCUGGCAGCCCUUCCAGUGGGUACCAGACACAGUCACCCUCUUCACACUCCCAGCCCUCGUCUCCAGAGGAGGUUACCUUCACAGAGAUCGGGCCAUUUAAACAGAGGUCAGGUGGGUGCACCACCCCGUCCUCAAAACUGGUGUUCCAAUUCCCAGAGGUCUACAGUGGGCCCUCAGCAACAGCAGCAGCCCCUCCUCAUCAUACCUAUACUCACCCCAUCGUAGGGAAAAGGCCAUGUGGGUUCACAGGAACCUUCACAAAGACAGGUGGAAUGGUCCUGCUAUGCAAAGUGUGUGGAGACAUCGCAUCAGGUUUCCACUAUGGAGUGCAUGCAUGUGAAGGCUGCAAGGGUUUUUUCCGACGCAGCAUCCAGCAGAACAUCAACUACAAGAUGUGUGUGAAGAACGAGAACUGUCUGAUCAUGCGCAUGAACCGCAACCGGUGCCAGCACUGCCGCUUCAAGAAAUGCCUCUCUGUUGGCAUGUCAAGAGAUGCUGUGCGUUUUGGCCGCAUCCCCAAGCGAGAGAAGCAGCGACUUCUUGAUGAGAUGCAGAGCUACAUGAACAGCCUAAAUGAAUCAGCUGCCAUGGAAAUGGACUCAUCCUCAUCGAGGGAAACUCCCUCCAGCCCAGAAGAUGGCGACUCAAAAGAGGCCAUCGGGGCCAUCUCCAGAGCCUAUUGUGACAUUUUCACCAACAGGAACAACAGCAGCCAGGAGAGACCCGCCAAGAGGGCUAACAUCCACACCAACAACAACAACAACACAUCUCACUUGUCUCAGGAUGCUGCUUUUACCCAAGCCUCCUCUCAACCCACCCCCACUCAGAGUUAUCAGUCCUGCCCUGUUGCACAUGCAGCUCAAUGCCCAGUUGCCCCUAGAGACAACCAGCAUACUUUCCAAAAUGUUGAAAACAAUCGCUAUGCCUACUCAAUGUCAGCUAAUCAGAAUCACAAUCAAGCAAACAACACAACACCUCACAGGAGUAGCUCUGCAAAUCACAACAGCUACCGCAAUGCAGGAUGUCCCCAAAAUCAACCAUCCUGCCCGUGGAAGUUAGCUCCAGGAGCUAAAGUGCUGGCCUGUCCUCUCAAUGCAUGGCCUGUGUCUGGACCAGAGCGCUCCAGUCAGGAUAUUUGGGAAUCCUUCUCUCAGUGCUUUACUCCUGCUGUCAAGGAGGUGGUAGAGUUUGCCAAGGGCAUCCCAGGAUUUCAAGAGCUUGGCCAACAAGACCAGGUCAUGCUGCUUAAAUCAGGCACCUUCCAGGUUCUGAUGGUGAGGUUCAGCACCUUGUUUAAUGCCGGGGAGCGUACGGUUACCUUCCUGAACGGCCAAACGUAUCCCCUCUCCUCCCUGCAUGCCUUGGGCAUGGGAUCUCUGCUGGACGCAAUGUUCGAGUUCAGUGAGAAGUUGGGCUCUCUGGGUCUGGAACCUGAUGAGAUGGCUCUUUUUAUGGCUGUGGUGCUGGUUUCUGCAGACCGUUCCGGCAUCUCGGACAUGCGGGCUGUGGAGCAGCUUCAAGAGGGUUUGAUCCGAGCCCUACGGUCACUGAUCACCCGACGUCGCCCUGAUGACAUUGCCCUCUUUUCAAAACUCCUCCUGCGCCUGCCGGACCUGCGCACCCUCAACAACCUGCACUCUGACAAACUGUUGGCCUUUCGCAUCGACCCCUGAGCGGGCCAGUUGCUAUGAGAGCCCACAGACACAAACUGUUUAGCUAAAAAAUAUACAGGCGCAUCACACACAGACACACUUCCACACAUACUUUCUUCCAAGGGCAGGACCUUCUUGAAACAAUGAACAGUGCAAUCUGAGGAGUGAUUUUCGGAAGGAAAAAUGGGGGCGGUAGCGAUCUUCUUCCUGAUUCGUUAUUGCUCUUUUUGCUUCAUGUUUUAGGACAAAUACACAUAAACCUCAACAUCUCUUGAAGACAUCGUUCCAGUUUAAAAUGUAAUUUUGUGUAGAGUAACUACUACCCUUUUGGAUGCGUCAUUUGUGCACCUGCUCAUUAUAUCCAGUGUAUUUAAGAAUUAAAGCCAGUUCACUUCUGUUUAUUCCUUAAGUCAUACAGUAUCAACAAGCUAUCACCAAGAAGCAGAUGAGAGAUGGAUAUCAUAGCUCCAAACUGUUAUUACUUAGGGACCAUAAUAAAUGAUGACAACGUUUCAGUUUGUGUUUAAAUCAAAGGGAACUUGUAUAUAAUACAUAAUACAAUCUGAAAUAGUAAGGCAAUUGUGUAACACUGUUUCAUAAACAUACCAUCUGAAUUGGUACUGGAAUGAGACCAAUUCAUUAAUGUGUCACAUUUUGGAUGCUUUCGCUCUCUUUAUUGUUUUUGACAGAUCUUCCAGAAAAGACUUGGGUUAAAAAUGUGCCAACUUUAUAAGUCCAUGGCAUUUCAUUUUAUUUCCCAAAACAUGCAUCUGUGUUGCUAUAUUUUAUCACAUCUGGGCUGAUGGAGGUGCUCUAUGCAUGUCGAUUUUGUGGUUCCUUUGUUUGUUUUCGCUGUAAAUAAUGUGUUUUUACAAACGUCUAUGUCAUGAUGACUGAACUGCUAUGUUGUAUCGGACAGCUGAGUUCGGUAUGAAAGAAGAAUGUACUGACCUUGCUGUACUAGGUGGGGGUUUUGCCAUGCCAAAGGGGCUUUGCAAAGGAGGAUAUGAACUGGUAGUUGUCAGAUGGUUUAGACACACUUUAAUGAUGUAACCAACCAGCAUAAUCCCUGAAAACACCAGCAUUCACUCCACAUGCAUCCUUCCUCUGCACCCAAUGUUUGUCAUACAAACUAAAGAGAUAUUUUUUGGAUGAGAGAUAUUUGUUGAUUGGUCCUCUGACUGUUUGCUUGUUUGAUUAUGGAUGAUUGAGGACAUCUUGUAUAUUUUGUAAAUCUGUAUUCCUUAAUAGAAAUGAUAUAAACUUCAGAUUAUGUAU